AUGUCGCCCGUACUACAUACCUAUAUACUAUUGCCAGCUCUGCACGUGAAAUCCGAAGGCGGCGAAAGUAAUCUAAAUGUCCAAGGCCAGGGGAAAAAGAAGGAGCGCUUCGAUGACGACGACGAGCAGUUGGAGAAAGUGCAAGAGAAGAAGGCGCCGCCGACGACCAAGAAGGGUGGUGGCAAGAAGGGCAAGCGAGGGGGCGGCGGCGAUUCCAGUGAUGAGGAUGUCGCGCCCAAGAGUCGCGACAACGAGGAUCUGGAGAGCAUAGCCUCCUCGAAUCAGAGCAAACAGCAGCAGGGCAAGAAGCAGACGAAGAAGGGGAAGAAGGGCAAAAAGAACGACGACUGGAGCGACGAGGAUGAGAAGCCAGCGAAGGGUUUGCCCAACCAGGAUGAGGAUGACGACGAUGAGGCGCCUGCAUCGAAGCCAGCUGCCAAAAAGCCACCGCCGAGCAAGAAAAACAAGAAGAACAAAAAGAAGAACGAUGAUUUCUCCGACGAAGAGGUGGCCGAGGUGGAUUUGGACGAACCCGAGGACGAGGAGGAGGAGGAGAUCGUCGUGGCCGCCAAGCCCGCUUCCAAGAAGUCCAAGAAGAAGCAGCAGCAGCAGAAGAACAAGUUCGCCAUGAGCGAGGAUGAAGAUGAAGAGGAGGCCCUCGAGGAUCUGCCAGAUGAGGAGGACGAGGAGGAGGAGGAGCAGCUAUCCAACAAGCCGGCGUCGAAAAAGUCCAAGAAAAAGCAGCAACAGCAGAAGCAGAAACUGCCAGUGAGCGAGGACGAGGAGGAGCUUGAGGAUGAGGACGAGCAGCCCGAAAAGGAGGUGGAGGAGCAGAAGGUGGAGCAAGUGCUCAGCGAAAAGGUGGCUGCAGUGAGUCUCAAGGAGAAGACCCCUGAAAAGCAACCAGAACCGGAAGCUAUCGUGGAACCCGAACCGGAAGCUGAGGCAGAAGCCGAAGCCGAGGACGAGCCCAAGUCCGAGGACAGCAAGGAGACCAAGGAGAAGCGGCUCACCCACAAGGAGAAGAAGAAGCAAAAGAAGCAGCAGGAAUACGAACGCCAAAUGGAGCUGAUGACCAAGAAGGGCGGCGCUGGGCACUCGGAUCUGGACAACAAUUUCACCAUGUCGCAGGUGCAGAAGAGCGCCGGUCAACAAGCAGCUUUGGAGCACGCCGUGGACAUCAAGAUCGAGAAUUUUACCAUCUCUGCCAAGGGUAACGAUUUGUUUGUGAACGCCAAUUUGUUGAUUGCCCACGGACGUCGCUAUGGCUUGGUGGGUCCCAAUGGACACGGCAAGACCACGCUGCUCCGGCAUAUUGCCACCCGUGCCUUCGCCAUACCGCCCAACAUUGAUGUGCUGCUCUGCGAACAGGAAGUGGUGGCCACCGACAAGACGGCCAUCGAUACGAUCCUCGAAGCGGACGUGCGACGCACAGAGAUGCUGAAGAAGGCUGAUGAUUUGGAGAAACAGUUUGCUGCUGGGGAUUUGAGUGUUCAGGAGGAGCUCAACGAUACGUUCGCGGAGCUGAAAGCCAUUGGCGCUUACUCGGCAGAAGCGCGUGCCCGGAGAAUCCUGGCCGGUUUGGGUUUCAGCAAGGAGAUGCAGGACCGGCCCACCAACAAGUUCUCCGGUGGCUGGCGCAUGAGAGUCUCCCUGGCCCGAGCUCUGUAUCUGGAGCCCACGCUCCUCAUGCUCGACGAGCCGACCAAUCACUUGGACCUUAACGCUGUCAUCUGGCUGGACAACUAUCUGCAGGGCUGGAAGAAGACCCUCUUGAUUGUGUCCCACGACCAGAGUUUCUUGGACAACGUGUGCAACGAGAUUAUUCACUUGGACCAAAAGAAACUGCAGUACUACAAGGGCAACUACUCGAUGUUCAAGAAGAUGUACGUGCAGAAGCGUCGCGAGAUGAUCAAGGAGUACGAGAAGCAGGAGAAGCGUCUGCGCGAGCUGAAGGCCCACGGUCAGUCGAAGAAGGCGGCGGAGAAGAAGCAAAAGGAGUCGCUCACGCGGAAGCAGGAGAAGAACAAGUCGAAGCAGCAGAAACAGGACGAGGAUGAGGGACCGCAGGAGCUGCUGGCCAGGCCCAAGGAAUACAUUGUCAAGUUCCGUUUCCCGGAGCCAUCGCAACUCCAGCCGCCCAUUUUGGGUGUGCACAACGUGACCUUCGCGUUCCCGGGACAAAAGCCUCUAUUCAUCAAGGCCGACUUUGGUAUCGAUCUCACGAGUCGUGUGGCCAUCGUCGGACCCAAUGGUGUGGGCAAAUCCACGUUCCUAAAGCUGCUCCUCGGCGAACUGGAGCCGCAGGAGGGUGAGCAGCGCAAGAAUCAUCGGCUGCAUGUCGGCCGCUUCGAUCAGCACUCCGGCGAGCAUCUCACGGCUGAGGAAUCGGCUGCGGAGUAUCUGCAGCGCCUGUUCAAUUUGCCGCACGAAAAGGCGCGCAAGGCGUUGGGUUCCUUUGGUCUCGUUAGUCAUGCGCACACCAUCAAGAUGAAGGAUCUUUCCGGCGGUCAAAAGGCUCGCGUGGCCCUCGCCGAACUCUGUCUGAGUGCUCCGGAUGUGUUGAUUCUCGAUGAGCCGACCAAUAACCUGGAUAUCGAGAGUAUCGAUGCCUUGGCGGAGGCCAUCAACGAGUACGAAGGCGGCGUUAUUAUCGUCUCCCACGACGAGCGAUUGAUCCGUGAGACGGGCUGCACUCUGUACGUGAUUGAGGAUCAGUCGAUCAACGAGAUCGACGGGGAGUUCGACGACUACAGGAAGGAGGUGCUCGAUUCGCUGGGCGAGGUGGUCAACAAUCCCAGCGUGGUGGCCAAUGCGGCUGUGCUGCAAUAACCCUCGCGUUCUUGGUCACGGACUUCGAGUCCUCCACACCACAGGAUAUCAUCUCGUCAGCCGGCUCGCACUAUGUUAAUUGUUCAACUGUUGAAUGGUUUAUCCGCUAGUUAGCCUUUUUAUACCAACAUAUAUACAAUAACAAAUUGUGAAAGUAAAUGUUAUUACACAAGA
This is a messenger RNA of Drosophila ficusphila, 3006 nucleotides long. Its product is annotated as ATP-binding cassette sub-family F member 1. NCBI's taxonomy places the organism in Eukaryota, Metazoa, Arthropoda, Insecta, Diptera, Drosophilidae. The transcript is spliced from 3 exons. Gene Ontology annotation, molecular function: ATP hydrolysis activity; ATP binding. The record is from RefSeq and is a predicted model, not a curated record. Bases 1 to 2832 code for a protein of 943 amino acids.